Messenger RNA from Vicia villosa (hairy vetch), 691 nucleotides. RefSeq names its product LYR motif-containing protein At3g19508-like. Bases 47 to 295 code for a protein of 82 amino acids. Lineage: Eukaryota; Viridiplantae; Streptophyta; Magnoliopsida; Fabales; Fabaceae. The record is from RefSeq and is a predicted model, not a curated record. The transcript has 2 exons.
CUACUAACUUGUCAUAGCUGGAAAGUGCAUUGUUGUUGGAAAAGAGAUGGAGAAAGCGGUGAGAGCUUACGCAGAGGUUCUGAGACUUGUAAGGCGUUUACCAAAGGAUUCAAGGGGUUAUUACGCCAAAUACGCACGCGAGAACUUCGUCAAUUACCGUGAGGUCGAUCCUUCUGAUUCCACAACUCUCCAUGAUCUCUUUCAACGUACCUACAAUCAUUCCAUAUGGGUCCUCCAUAAGUAUUCGGUUGAUGAAUCUGCCGCCGAUAAGCUGAAGGUGAUAUGCUGCGAGUAGUGUCGUGCCGCCCAACUGUUUGUUGUUUUUCCCCACUCAACGCUUUUCUAAUAAUUUGCAGUUGGAUUAAUAUUUUGUUGAAGAGUUAUAAGAUUCUAUUUAUUUAUUUAUGAUGAUAUAUCAUGUAACUGCAAUAAACAUGUCUAAACAAAACAAAGAGUAACUAAAUUUAUCAUACAGUACUAAGGUAAUAGAUGGUGUUUCUAAAUAGAUAUGAAGUCUUACAAUUUAAUUUUAUCUUUUGCUGUUUCCAAACGGUGUAAAAUUAUGAGUUUGGAUUCCUUCAGAAAAUCUGUGGUGAAUUAGAGAAAUCUCAUCAAUUUUUUCAUAUCCGGUGUAAAAUAGGACAUAAAAUACUUUCAAAGGUAAAAUGCGAGUCUCUUGAUAUUAGUAUUA